Sciurus carolinensis (gray squirrel) is the source of this 2258-nucleotide messenger RNA. Its product is annotated as aflatoxin B1 aldehyde reductase member 4. The record is from RefSeq and is a predicted model, not a curated record. The coding region runs from base 31 to 1137 and encodes 368 amino acids. The transcript is spliced from 7 exons. Lineage: Eukaryota; Metazoa; Chordata; Mammalia; Rodentia; Sciuridae.
CGCGAGGUCCCCGCGCGCAGGCGCAGUCCCAUGCUGCACGCCUUGUCUCGAGCCGCGGCUCGCGCCGCGGUGCUCAGUGCGCGUCGUUUGGAUCGGUCGGGAGCUCUCACUGUCAUCAUGUCCCGACCGCCGCCGUCGUCUCAGGCUGCCUCGGGCGCCCGGGUCCGGCCUGCCACGGUGCUGGGCACCAUGGAGAUGGGGCGCCGCAUGGACGCGCCCGCCAGUGCCACGGCAGUGCGCGCCUUCCUGGAGCGCGGCCACACCGAGCUGGACACGGCCUUCAUGUACUGCGACGGCCAGUCUGAGAGCAUCCUGGGCGGCCUGGGGCUCGGGCUGGGCGGCGGCGACUGCCGAGUGAAAAUUGCCACCAAAGCCAACCCCUGGGAAGGAAAGUCACUGAAGCCUGACAGUCUCCGGUCCCAGCUGGAGACAUCACUGAAGCGGCUGCAGUGUCCCCGAGUGGACCUCUUCUACCUGCAUGCACCUGACCACGGCACCCCCGUGGAGGAGACGCUGCGGGCCUGCCACCAGCUGCACCAGGAGGGCAAGUUCGUGGAGCUGGGCCUCUCCAACUAUGCCGCCUGGGAGGUGGCUGAGAUCUGUACCCUGUGCAGGAGCAACGGCUGGAUCCUGCCGACCGUGUACCAGGGCAUGUACAACGCCACCACCCGGCAGGUGGAGACCGAGCUCUUCCCCUGCCUCAGGCACUUUGGAUUGAGAUUCUAUGCCUACAACCCUUUGGCUGGGGGCCUGCUGACUGGCAAGUACAAGUACGAGGACAAGGACGGGAAACAGCCGCUGGGCCGCUUCUUUGGGACUCAGUGGGCUGAGAUCUACCGGAAUCGCUUCUGGAAGGAGCACCACUUCCAGGCCAUUGCCCUAGUGGAGAAGGCCCUGCAGGCCACCUAUGGCACCAGCGCCCCCAGCAUGACCUCGGCCGCCCUGCGGUGGAUGUACCACCACUCGCAGCUGCAGGGCGCCCAGGGAGACGCAGUCAUCCUGGGCAUGUCCAGCCUGGAGCAGCUGGAGCAGAACCUGGCCGCCACUGAGGAGGGGCCCCUGGAGCCAGAUGUCGUGGACGCCUUUGAUCAAGCCUGGCACCUGGUUGCUCACGAGUGUCCCAACUACUUCCGCUAGACCCUGACAUGGCUGGGGGUACCAGAGUCUUUUCUAUCACCUCCCUUAUUCUUUCACUCUGGCCAGCCUUUGCCUUAAGCCUUUGCCUUCCCACGGUCCUUCCUGACUGUCUCGAUCCUGCAGUAUUUUUCUAGGUUCCUGCCCUGCUCCCUGCUGCCUGAUGAGGGCAGGCUGGAGCCCAGGCCCACACCAGCAUUUCCGGUCUCAGCGAAGCAGGCGUCUGGCUGCAGCCCAGGCCUGGGCAGAGCCACAGACUCGUCUCCUGCUGCUCCACCUCCUGGGGACCUGAAAAGGGGCUGGCCCCAUAGGCUGGGGUCUCCAGAGAGCAGAGGGAGGGUCUCAGGAACAUGCUAUCCUUGAAGGGUCCCCUCACUUUCUCCAGAAUCCAACCCGAUCACUCAGUCUUCUACCAGUGAUAGAAAAAUGGGCCAUGCACCCCGAAAGGAGAUUUCCUCUCAUUCAGAAUCACCUCACUUGAUAGAAACAAUAAACUGGGCAAAUGCUACCACUGGCAUGAACGCUAAGAAAAAUAAAGAAGUGACUCAGGAUGCUGCCAACCUCUUUUUUGUUUGUUUCUGAAAUGGCGCCCUGCGGUGUUGCCCCUGAGGGCCUCACCCUCCUGGGCUCAAGCGAUCCUCCCACCCUGUCCUCUGGAGCCGCUGGACUACAGGUGCAUGCUCUCUCUCAGUGUCAGCGGUGGCUUUACUCUGGUCUUAGUAAAGCCUCUUGCCAGGUCAGCCAUAGGAUGCUUGGCCUUCAUUUUGCGCCUCCUGUUGGAGGUGGGGGCACAGGGUAUUAUAAUUUGGAUCCGAAAAGUCCCCCAAGGCUCAUGUGUUGAAGGCUUGGUCCCCAGCUGGUGGUGCUGUUGGGAGUGGUGGAAACUAGGAGGUGGGGCCUAGUUAGAGAAAGGAGGUCGUUGGGCAUGUGCCCUUGAAUGGUGCAUUGGGACCUGGCCCCUUCCUCUCUUUCUGUUUUAUUUCUGGCCUCCCUGAGGACAGCAGCUUUGCUCUGCACGUGCCCCCACCUGAUGCUCAGCCUAGCUGCAGGCCCAAAGCAAUGACUCCAUGUCCAGGGACAGAGACCUCUGAAAUUGUGAUGCAAAAUAAACCUUUCCCCCUCCA